AUGGCGGAUGUACCUUUGAAGACCAAUCUCCCGCGUAAGAGCGCCUUCUCCUGCGAGGCCUGCCGCAAACGCAAGGUCAAAUGUAACGGAGCCAGUCCGUCGUGUUCACGAUGUGCAGCUCGUGGCGAAGUAUGCGUAUAUAGCUUGACCCCGACUUUGUCAUACACAAAACAACUCGAGUCUCGCGUCGCCGAGCUCGAGGAGGCUCUGUCUAAGCUGGUGGGCCAGCAUUCUUCCGAAGCGAGCAGUGUCAAGGGCGAAUCGCCUGCAUCGCCGGCUGAGGCUAACGCCAGCCCUUCUCGUCGUAUAAAGAUAGUGGAUGGCGGCACAGAUAACCUCGAUUUGAUCAAGGAGUUCGAAGGCCUGAAGGUCGAACGGGAUGGUCGAGUGUCGUUUCAUGGACCGACCAGCUUGUUUCAGCUGCCGAGCAGUGCGACUGAGCGCGCAUCGCCGAGUGUCCGCCGUGUGAAGGAUCUCGGGGCCAGCAGGGAACGGCUAAUCAACAAUGCGUGGAGGGAGAGAGCUUUCGAGCAGUUAUCUGCUAUCCCGGAGCCCUUUCAAUACCUUCUUGAUUCGCACUGGUGCUGGAUUCAGCCGCUUUUUAAUUUUGUCUAUCGACCUGCAUUUACUCGUGAUAUGAAAAUCAACGGGCCGUAUUACUCGGAUGUCCUCUUAAACGCAAUACUUUCGCACUCGGUACGAUGGUGCAGGGCGGACCCUACCAUCGGGCCAUUGCUCGACCCGUUCGAAGGUGGCGCGCAAUUCCAUCAGCGUGCCGUGUCGGGAGUCCUUGACUCGUUGAGUACCGGUUAUGCUGGGAUUCCUACGGUUCAGACAUUGCUUCUCCUCAGUGCGCAAGAAUGCGGGCAAGGGAACAGAACCCAGGCGUGGCUAUAUAGCGGGAUGGCGUUUCGAUUGUUGGAUGACCUAGGAAUAUCCAUCGAUAGUCGCAAGUAUUCCGGAUCAGCUCACCUGACCGACGAGGACAUCGAGACCCGAAACAGACUUUUCUGGAGCUGUUAUUUCUGGGAUAAGAUGAUCUCCUUAUACUUCGGCAGGGCUCCUAUCAUGCAACACUCGAGUGUCAGUCCGCCAAGGAGAAUAUUGGACGACACGUCUGAGAUCGAGAUUUGGACACCUCAUGGGAUUGUCUUCCCAGAGGGCACCCAUUACCCGCCUACGCAGGCGCAUUCAACCUCAUGUUUCAUGAAGAUGUGUAGCCUGACGGAGAUUCUCAAUCAAAUUCUGAUUCACAUCUACGACCCUGUACGGAAGAGCAGUGAAUCGGAAUUCUACAGCUGCAUACAGGAUCAAGCCAAAAACUUGACGGAAUGGUGGGAAGAGCUACCCAGUUAUCUGAAACUGGUUGCUACCGAUCUUCCUCCUUAUUGUCCCCCAAGUCAUAUUGCCCUCAUUAAUUGCUUAUACCACACCAUAAACAUUCUGUUGCAUCGUCCUGUUCUCUGUUCGAAAAUAAAGCCCGAGAUGUAUGACCAGAGCCAUCUAGUCCAGUGCAUGUCGUCGGCAACUACGAUAAUAUCCAUCUUUGAUCUUUUCCGCCGCACAUUCGGUGACAGCCAUGUCGUCCUUUCCCUCGCGUACAGCAUCUACACAGCAGCGUCGAUAUUCCUACUGGAGAUCCAAGCUCUAAAGCACGCAGCGCCAAUGACCCUUGAGAAUCUAAGAUUUUGUGUCUUUGCUUUAGAACGAAUCAAAAUCUCAAAUCCGGUCAUAGCAACAGCCCUCAACCUCAUCUACCAAGAACUCGAAAAACUUCACAUCGACCUCUACACAAUGCCACCAAACCAGCCGACGGCACAUCUCUCCCACCACCAACAACAGCAGCAACGUCACAGCCAAUCCCCAACCCGCCACCACCACCACCAGCACGACUCUCACUCUCACAGUGUAUCCCCCAUACCACAGCAUGCGGCAGCAAGGACCCCGAUCACAGUCGCGGACCCCGUCUCUGCUGCUCCCCCGAUCCACCCACCGUACGCAUACCCACCACCUCCAGGCCCGUCUCCAGGCCCGUCGAUGGUAGACACCUCCCACAUGGACGCGGCACACCAUCUGAGCGAGAUGUCGAUGGGCGUGAACCGCUCAACGUCUUCGUACGAGAUCGCGCCUGAAGUCUUCGAGGCUUUUUCAUACACUGAACCUAUCACGACGAAUAUGACCCCAUAUAAUCCUGCAUGGAUUGGACCUUGA
Monascus purpureus is the source of this 2211-nucleotide messenger RNA. The record is from the annotation of a GenBank genome assembly. NCBI's taxonomy places the organism in Eukaryota, Fungi, Ascomycota, Eurotiomycetes, Eurotiales, Aspergillaceae.